Molecule: messenger RNA, 646 nt
Organism: Suillus paluster
Lineage: Eukaryota; Fungi; Basidiomycota; Agaricomycetes; Boletales; Suillaceae
Exons: 4
Coding region: 240-515 (91 amino acids)
Source: RefSeq, a predicted model, not a curated record
CUUGAUGCUUCAUGAAGCAUCAAGCUACAGACGUCGAGGAACCACACACAUUGUGCAUCAAGUACUUGUCACAUCAUGACGUUCACAGUUCUCCCCGAGUUUGCGGUGAUUACCAUGCAUUUUGGCUCAACUGUUUUCGCCUAAAGUAGGGCAUCUCAUCGUUCACACUGGAUGUUUCAGCCCAUAAAACAUCUACCUGCUACUAUGGCUUUGCCUCAUUCCCUUCCACAAAUUUCAUUAUGUUCACUUCCUUCGCCAUCAUGUUUGCGCUGCUCAGUUUCCUCGCUGGCGCCAAUGCAUGUAUAGAGUGCCCAGCCAGAGUGAAGGUCGACGGUAGUACCUCGCACCUACAUGAGACCUUCCCAACCGACCAGUUCACAUAUUGCAGUUACGACAAUGUCCACUUGAUCGGCGACGACUCAUCAGUGGGUUGUGCGUAUGAUAACGAGACCGGAAAGCUUUCACUGGGGUAUCAGUCUUGUCCGGCUACAGCAACAGUGAAGAAUAACUGCUGAACGUGAUCUGAAGAGGUGGGGGAGACGAGACACCCAACAGGAGGAGCGAUGUUCGUCUGCAGACAGCCGGGUGUAUGCUAGUACUUAGAUCACCAUCUUUUACGAGAAUUGCCAAAUAGUCUGGUCUUGCC